This is a messenger RNA of Anopheles stephensi (Asian malaria mosquito), 3759 nucleotides long. It is a transcript of the gene rb, whose product is annotated as AP-3 complex subunit beta-2. NCBI's taxonomy places the organism in Eukaryota, Metazoa, Arthropoda, Insecta, Diptera, Culicidae. The coding region runs from base 118 to 3627 and encodes 1169 amino acids. Gene Ontology annotation, biological process: intracellular protein transport; vesicle-mediated transport. Gene Ontology annotation, cellular component: membrane coat; AP-3 adaptor complex. The record is from RefSeq and is a predicted model, not a curated record. The transcript is spliced from 4 exons.
UAGUUGGCAACUUUUUGUUUGAGUGAAAAAGUGCUUUCUCCGAUAACAGUUGUACGGAAUCAUUCUCUGCCCAGUUUUGUGUUAAGAAUUUCCAUCGGUCACAAAUUAAAUGCAAAAAUGCUUUCCUCUGGAUCGGCUGCGAUCGGAGUGAGUGCGUUGGCCUCGACUGCGUACGGCAAUGAGCGUACCGAGGUGGCAGAAUAUGCGAACGAGGGUGGUUUCUUCCAUGCCGAUUACAAAAAGCACGAUGACUUGAAGCAAAUGCUGGACAGCAACAAGGACAGCCUAAAGCUGGAGGCAAUGAAACGCAUCAUCGGCAUGAUAGCGAAGGGGCGCGAUGCUUCCGACCUGUUCCCGGCCGUCGUAAAGAACGUGGUGUCGAAAAACAUCGAAGUGAAAAAGCUGGUGUACGUGUAUCUGGUGCGCUACGCCGAGGAGCAGCAGGAUCUUGCCCUGCUUUCGAUUUCCACCUUUCAGCGGGCACUGAAAGACCCGAACCAGCUGAUACGCGCCAGUGCGCUGCGUGUGCUUUCCAGCAUCCGGGUGUCGAUGAUUGUUCCGAUCGUGAUGUUGGCGAUCCGGGAUUCGGCAUCCGAUAUGAGCCCGUACGUGCGCAAAACUGCUGCCCAUGCAAUUCCCAAGCUGUACCAUCUCGAUCCGGAACAGAAGGACGAACUGAUUGUUGUGAUCGAAAAAUUGCUGGCCGAUCGUACGACGCUGGUGGUUGGCUCGGCGGUAAUGGCUUUCGAGGAGGUGUGCCCGGAACGGACGGAACUGAUACACAAGAACUAUCGCAAACUGUGCAACCUGCUCGCGGAUGUGGACGAGUGGGGCCAGGUGUUGAUUAUAAACAUGCUGACCCGGUACGCACGAACACAGUUCUUGGAUCCUAAUGCUGAUGAUGAUUAUGAUUACCAGGAAGCGGAAAAUAAACCAUUCUACGAGGAUGAAUCCGAUUCGGAAGCGUCAGAUAGUAAGCGGAAGGAAAGUUCCGUUUCUUCGCCACGUAAAACCUACACGCUAGAUGUGGACCAUCGGAUGCUCCUGCGUCAAACAAAACCACUGCUGCAAAGCCGCAACGCAUCCGUGGUUAUGGCCGUAGCCCAACUCUACCAUCAUGUAGCGCCACGAAACGAGGUAGAAAUUGUGGCCAAAGCGUUGAUUCGAUUGCUGCGCAGCUACAAGGAGGUGCAGAGCAUCGUGCUCACCUGCAUCGCUUCCAUGUCGAUCGAACGGAAGGCUAUCUUCGAACCGUUCAUUAAAUCGUUCUUCGUGCGUACCAGCGACCAAACGCACAUAAAGCUGCUCAAGCUGGAAAUUCUUACAAAUUUAGCUACCGGCAGCAACAUUUCGGUGAUUCUGCGCGAGUUUCAAACGUACAUUAGCAGCAAUGAUAAAGAGUUUGUCGCUUCCACGAUCCAGGCCAUCGGGCGGUGUGCCGUUUCGAUCUCGGAGGUAACGGAAACGUGUCUGUCCGGGCUGGUGCAUCUGCUGUCGAACAAAGACGAGUAUGUUGUGGCAGAAAGCGUGGUCGUGAUCAAAAAGUUGCUGCAAACGAAAAAGGAGGAACACUUUGAAAUAAUUUCUCAAAUGGCAAAGCUGCUAGACUUCAUCCAGGUACCGGCUGCACGUGCCUCGAUCCUGUGGCUUAUUGGCGAGUACAAUGAAAAGGUACCGAAGAUCGCACCGGAUGUGCUGCGCAAAGCGGUGAAAAGCUUCAUCGACGAGCAGGACAUUGUGAAGCUGCAGGUGUUGAAUCUGGCCGUGAAGCUACACAUCACCAAUCCGAAGCAAACGACCCUGCUGUGUCAACAUCUGCAUAAUCUCGCCCGGUACGAUCCUAACUACGAUAUUCGUGAUCGUGCUCGGUUUCUGAAACCGUUUCUGCUUGCCUCUCCGGACGGUGCGGAUGCGGCGGAAUCGAUUUUGGUGGCUAAGGCCAGAAGGAUCUUCCUGUCCGAGAAACCGGCCCCCACACUGGAGAGUAUGUAUCAUGGCCGACGGCAGUAUCAGUUGGGUUCACUGUCACACUACCUCAACAUGCCUACCAAUGGCUAUCAGGAUUUGCCCGCCUGGCCAACGGAAGCACCAGAUACCACGGUAAGGAACGUGGAACCACCGGCGCCGCUGGGCGGUGGAGAUUAUCUCGGUCGUUCGAGCAACGAUCGUGCGGGUAGCGGCAAUUCCGCUGUAGACGGUGAUCGUCGCAAGAAGAAAUCGAAAUCGUUUUACUCCGGAUCGGAAGAUGGAACCAGAUCCAGCACUACGGAGGAAGCUUCCACCCCAUCCGGAUCGUCAUCAUCAUCCGGUUCCGGAUCUGGAUCAUCGUCAUCGUCCGGCUCGUCAAGUUCCGGCAGUGAGUCUAGCGGUAGCGACAGUGGUAGUAGCAGCGACAGCGGUAGCGAUUCCAGUAGCAGUGGAAGCGAUGAUAGCGAUUCUGCUUCGUCCAGCGACAACGAAAAGCGCAAGCCAUCGAAGACGAUUGCUAAUGCAGCAACAAAAGCGAACCGUCGUAAGCAAGAUGCUCGACCAAUCAAGAACGCGUAUAACGAGGUGGAUGGUACGAGUCGUGCCAAGAAGGAAAAUUCGGCUGACGGUAGCGAAACUGAUACCAGCAGCAGCUACGAAUCCUCUUCAUCCGCUUCUUCCUCUGCCGAAAAGAAAAAACCGUCCUCAAAAACCCCGAUCAAAAAGCAAACGCAGAAAGCACGAGCGACCGAGAAAACGGCUUCCAAACAGGACGGCCCAGCGAAAAGCAAUUUGGAUCUUUUACUCGAUCUCGACGACAUUCCACCGAUUGGGCCGGUGAUGACGCCUUCGCUGGGUGGCUUCCUAACUCCAAUGACAUCGAGCGCCACGAAUGCGGGAGCAGAUAUGGGUGCAGGCUUCGAGCUUGUCGGGCCAAGCUUUAUCCCGAUGAAAAAGCACGAGCUACUAAACAAGGUGAACGGAUUCGGGUUGGGGAUUGAGUAUCGAUUUGUGCGCUCUCCGCAUCUGUACUCAUCUCGCAUGGUAUCGGUGGAGCUGUCCUUUACGAAUCACGGCAACGUGGAGCUGAUCGACAUUGAAAUGGGCAAGAAAAACAAUCUUCCUGCCGGGAUGGCUGUGAAUGAUUUUGCACCGAUCGGUCGUCUCAAUCCGGGCCAAACCGUUACCGGCAUGUUGGGUGUGGAUUUUAACGAUUCCACCCAACCUGUUCGGAUGGAAAUUUGUUCGGCCAGUGGGUCAAGCACGGUAACGUUGAAGGCACCGGUUGGGGAGAUGGUACGAUCGGUGUCCGUUUCGGAAAGUACGUUCGAUAGUGAACGGGCAAAGCUGCGCGGUAUGACGGAACAUUCCUGUACGCUACAGUUGAGUGAUACGCUUUCACCGGACGACAAAAGUCUGCAUCGAGCAGUGUUUGAGGCGAGCAAUGUGGCGAGUGUGGUAGCAGACCCGAAGAAGGACUCUUGCGAACGUUUCCUGUUUGCGGGGCAAACAAUGAGCUCAAAAAGUUUGGUACUGGUGGUGCUGGAAAGAAGCAGCUCGUCCAACGAUAGCAAAUCAUUUUCGCUAACCGUAAACUGUGAAAAGUUAGUGGUGGGAUCGAUGCUGCUGAACGAGCUGAAGGCGGUGCUUAAGAAGUAGAUCAUUUAUUCCGAUGAUGGGCGAAAUUAAGAAUUACUAAUCGUAUUAUAAUUUUUAUGCAAUCUCCAAUUAUGCGCACGAUGUGCAAAUGAAAACGAUUAUGCAAAUAAAUAUGAAACAUCGUUAACAAAA